AUGAGCUUUUCUGAAAAGGAUGGUCACACGGAAUUUGUAAUCACAGACGCAGAUGGUAACACUUUCAGUGUUGUUCACGAGAUCAUUUUGAAUACAGCGAUGUGUUCGUGCAAACACUUUGAAUUGUACGGGUGGUUGUGUCGCCACGUGUUUGUUGUACUCAAAGAAUUGAACAUGAAAUCUAUACCUUAUGCACAUAUCCUGUCACGGUGGAUGAAAACAACCACUAUUAAUCCCAUGUUCCAGGUCAUCGAAGCACACAAGAUUAAACUACUGUCUGAUCAAGGCGAGUAUGCAGCAGUCAGUAAUAAAGAGCAGCAGGUUGAGUCUUUUGUUGGCAUGGUUGCGCCUCAAGAGGUGACCAUUCACCCUCCGACACACUCAAAAAACAAAGGCAACGGGAAAAGACUAAAGAGUGGAAAAGAAAAGGCGAUCGAACAGUCACAAAAGAAGUGCAAAUCAUGUGGCGAAAGAGCCGGUCAUAACGCACGCACGUGCCCCAAGAAACCGUAG
Striga hermonthica is the source of this 513-nucleotide messenger RNA. Lineage: Eukaryota; Viridiplantae; Streptophyta; Magnoliopsida; Lamiales; Orobanchaceae. The record is from the annotation of a GenBank genome assembly.